AUUUAAACAAACAUAGCUAAUGCUGAAGAUGGCGGAUGCGUAGAAGUGGCUUAAAGAAACUGGAGUGUUUCACGGGAUACAUUUACACCGGUGCUGAUAUGUUUUAAACAUGAGUGGAGUGGGUGAGAACUCACUUGAGCCGUUGUGCUCAGACCGGAAGCGCAAACUCUCCACAUGUGACACACCAGGACAAGGAUGUGAUAAGCGCAGGAGGGAACAGGAGAGCAAGUAUAUAGAGGAGCUCGCUGAACUGAUUUCAGCCAACCUUAGUGACAUCGACAGCUUCAAUGUCAAACCCGAUAAAUGUGCCAUCCUUAAAGAGACAGUGCGCCAGAUACGACAGAUUAAAGAGCAAGGUAAAAGCUCAUGUGGCGAUGAUGAUGUCCAGAAGGCGGAUGUCUCCUCCACUGGUCCAGGAGUCAUCGAUAAGGACCAUCUGGGCCCUCUGUUGCUACAGGCUCUGGAUGGGUUUUUGUUCGUGGUGAGUCGUGAAGGCAGCAUUGUGUUUGUGUCGGAUAAUGUGACUCAGUACCUGCAGUAUAAACAGGAGGAGCUGAUCAACACCAGCAUCUACAACAUACUGCAUGAGGAAGACAGAGAAGAAUUGCAUAAAAACUUGCCCAAAAGCAAUGGUCCCAACAGUGUGUCGUGGGGUGUUGAUGCUUCCCGUCAGAAGAGUCACACGUUUAACUGCCGUAUGCUGGUGAAGUUCGGCCAUGGUGGUCAUGGUGGUCCUGGUGGUGAAGAAGGGUCCGGUGGGCCACGCUACGAGACUAUGCAAUGCUUCGCUCUCACGCAGCCUAAAGCAAUGAUGGAGGAAGGGGAAGACCUGCAGUCGUGUAUGAUUUGUGUUGCACGAAGAGUGACAGCAGUGGAGAGGACAGAAAGAUUCAGCACUAGACACGAACUAACAGGUAAACUGAUCGAGAUCGAGCAGCAGAGCCUGUUGCACACCACCAUGCGUCCUGGCUGGGAGGAUUUAGUGCGCAGGUGUAUGCAGAUGUUCCUGCAUCGCAGCGAGGGUCAGCCCUGGUCCUACAAGAGACACUAUCAAGAAGCAUUUGUUCAUGGCAGAGCAGAGACUCCACUCUAUCGGUUCUCUUUGUCAGAUGGCACUCCAGUAACGGCACAAACACGUAGCGAGUUAUGCCGAAACCCCAUCACCAACGACCCGGUCACAUUCCUCUCUACACAUCUUCUGCAGAGGGAGCAAAAUGGAUACCGACCCAACCAGGGUGGUGUAAUGCGAUCAGUUAUGGGCAAUGCAAAUCCAAAUGCCCAGAUGAACAUGGGCAAUACCAGGGGCUACGGCAUGAACGAGCAAGGUCACAUGGGACCCAGAGGAGGACCUAUGUAUGGCCCAGGCCACAGGAUGAAUCAAAUGAACCCGAUGCAUCAGAUGAAUCAAAUGAACCAGAUGAAUCAAAUGAAUCAGAUGAAUCAAAUGAACUCCAUGAAUCAGAUGAACUCCAUGAAUCAGAUGAACUCUAUGAAUCAGAUGAACUCUAUGAAUCAGAUAGGCCAUCCUGGCAUGAAUCAGCACCAACAGGGUCAGUUUCAUGGUGGUGGCUAUGGAAUGGGCAUGACAAGUCCCUCACAAGGAAGCCCCGGUAUGAAUCCUACUCAACAGAACCUCAUGGGGUCGCCACGGAUUCGAGGGAGUCCUAAAAUGGGUGCAAGUCCUUUCUCACCUGGAGGCAUGCACUCUCCCAUGGGUCCCGUGGGUAUGGGCGGCAGUGGUGGAUCUUCUGGUCCAUCAGUUGGGAACACUUUCUCUAGCAGCUCAUUGAAUGCCCUCCAGGCCAUAAGCGAAGGUGUUGGCUCUUCUCUACCUUCAGCUCUCAACUCGCCUGCCCACAAAUCUGACAGCUCUCCCAGCAUCAACUCGACCCAGUCCAGUCAGCAAGGCCAGACCGGCAACAACAAACCCAGCGCUUGUGACUCCAAGAGCCCGUCAAGUGCUCACAGCACAGGGUUGGAUCAACAACAGGCUUCUUCAUCAGAGACCACGGAUAAGCCGGACAGUCAGUCCAACAAGGACGGUUCCACUGGGGCGGAAGUCAACCGGAGAGUCCCUGACGGAAAGGGCCACAAGAAAUUACUUCAGUUGCUCACAUCCCCAACUGAAGAGAUUGGGAUUGGGACUGCUACUGGUGGACCCGUCCCAGGCCGCGCCUCCACCCCAAUGGGUGCCGACUCAAAGGAGGCAGGAAGCGGCAUGAUGAGUCCUUCGUCGACGGGGGUGUCCUCCUCCUCCGGUUCAUCAUCAGGGAAUAACCUAAAUCAGCAAGGCUCGGGAGGAGUGUCGUCCACGGCUUGUCCCAGUGGACACCACACUACUCACACCUUACAGGAAAAACACAAAAUUCUUCACAAGCUUCUUCAAAAUGGAAACACGCCAGAUGAGGUAGCUCGCAUCACAGCCGAGGCCACUGGUAAGGCCUCUCUCGGUUCGGAGCACCCAGGCGCUGAAGGGAGGAAUCUGGACCUCAAACAGGAGCAGCACAGUCCGAAAGAAGGAAAAAAGCCCCAAGCCCUUCUUCACUACCUCCUCAAUAAGGAUGACUCCAAAGACCCCAAUGCCACUGAGGUCAAGCCAAAGCUGGAGGAGCUGGAAGGGCGAGGGGCCACUGGAGGGCAUGGGUCAGGGGUCACAACCUCCAACUCUAACAACCAGGAGGGCAAAGUCAAGAUCGAACCACCCGACGAGCUGGAUAACUUAGAGAGUAUUCUUGGAGGGCUGAGGAAUUCUGGUUCUGGAAUGUUUGCUGAUUCUGGAAGCGGAGGGAUGGAAGGGGGCAAUAAGCAAGGCAAUGGACCUAACAGCACCGCACAUGACCGGGAAGUUAUUGGUAUGGGCUCUGGUCAACGUGUGCCCUUCCAGAGGGCAGUGUCCGUCGAUGGUAAACCUUUGAGCGGGCCGGGCAUGACGGGUAGGAGGAGCGCCCCUUCCUCUCUUGUCAAACAGGAGCACACUGACAACCAGAUGGGCUUGGGAGGUCCAAAUAGGCCAAUGGGAAUGCCCAAUCGUCCCCCUAUGGCAGGUGCAGGAGAUUGGGGAAUGCCUGGUUCCACCGGCAGCCCUGUCGGACACCCUGGCAUGGGUCGUGCAGGUAUGGACCACAAUCCUAAGAGCAUGAUGGGAGGACCCAUGGUUAACCGAUCUAACAGCGUUCCCGCAACCAGAUCCAUGUUGCAACAGCAGUUGAUGGAUAUGGGGUCUUAUGAUGUCGGAAUGGGUAUAAAUUCGUUCAGAGGGCAGGGACCUCCACCACAGUCCCCUUCAUGGCCGGACGGUGGGAUGGGAAUGGAGGGACCACAGAAUGCAAACAGGCUGCCUUUUAAUAACUCUCUGGAUGAUCUUCUGGUGCCUCCAUCCACCACUGAGGGUCAGAGUGAUGAGCGAGCUCUGCUGGACCAGCUGGACUCUCUACUCAACAACACUGACGUCAUUGCUCUGGAGGAGAUCGACCGUGCCCUUGGCAUACCGGAUCUCAUCAACCAGGGUCAUAGUUCAGACCAGACCCCUCCGACAGACCCCUUCAAUGGUCCUUGUCCGGGGCCUGACUCGUCUAUGGGUAUGGAGCCCAAGGGAAUGUAUGGGCAGGGCUACCCAGGCCCCCCAUCCAUGGGGAUGCAGGGCGGAUAUGGCCCUGGUCCCAACCCUGGACCCGGCCCUGGACCUGGUCCCCAGUCUGGACCAGGGUUUAACCCCAUGAUGAGUCAGAUGAGCCAGCAGGGUGGUUUUCCCGGAAUGGGUGGAAUGGGCGCUAUGCAUCCCCGUGCGAACAUGAUGAGACCUCGGAUGGUGAACACGACGAAGCCGCUCAGACUACAGCUCCAGCAGAGACUGCAGGGGCAGCAGUUUUUGAACCAGAGCAGGCAGGGCAUGGUGAUGCGGCCAGAUAACAACCCGCCCGGAAACCCUGGCAUGAGACCUAGCAUGCAGCCGGGCAUGGGUGGACAGCCUGGUUUUCUGAAUGCUCAGAUGAUGGCCCAGCGCAGCAGAGAAAUGAUGAAUCUUCAAACAGAGAUGAGAAGACAGAGGAUGAUGAUGAUGAUGCAGCAACAACAGCAGCAUCAACAGCAACAGGUCGCAGCCGGAGGCUUCAGUCCCCCUCCUAAUGUCACCGCUCCCACAGGAAUGGACAGCCCAAUGGGAGGACCCCCAAUGAACCAGCCCGGCCAGCAGGCAUUUAACUAUGGAGGCAACUAUGGGAUGGGCCAGCAGGGGGACCCUUCAUUUGUGACAACAGGCAGCAGUCCCCCUAACAAUAUGAUGUCUGGUCGUAUGGGUGGCCCUCAGAAUCCCAUGAUGCAACAGCACCCACAGAGCAAUCCCAUGUACCAGUCCGCAGAGAUGAAAGGCUGGGGACAGGGGCCCAUGUCCAUGAAUAAUUCAUACUCCCAGCAGCAGCAAUAUCCCCAGCAGGGGGCGCCGGGACAGUACGGGGGAAUGAUGAUGAACGGGUCCAUGCAGGGAGGUGUAAAUGGCAACGGUGCUGGGCAGAUGCCCCAAAUGCAGGGCCAGAUGGGCAUGAGUGCCAUGGGCAUGGGACGCAUGCCGAUGGGACCCGAUCAGAAGUACUGCUGAGGCGACGAGCCAUCUCUGUCAAAGCUGGAGUCUAACUCGGACUCGCACAUCAGUCCACUGAGGAAAUGUCAACAUCUGCCUCGUAGAGGAGAAAUCGCUAGAACUCUUCAGUGAACACUUGACUGAGGGAGAGAGGGAUAAAGAGAGAAAGAGAGAGAUUCAAGCCUUCUCUGUGGCGGUUUUUGGGGAAUAUGGCUCUCUCAGAAGGCUCUCUCUCUCCUGUCCCACGUGGCUGUACUGCAGUACACAACAUAACCACCAGGGGGAGCAGAGUAGGAACGGUUGUGGUACAACUCGACAGUGUGGGGAGCACUUUAUUUUAAGGCUAGUACGGAAAAGGAUGGUUGCAAUAUAUUUCUUUGCUUUUCUAGCCUUAUAGAACGAUUAUGUGCAUAUUGUCUUUUGAAUGAAAACCGUGGGAAUUGUAAGAACCAGAACUUCAUCACUUACGCAUAUCAAAGCAAUAAACCUCCUCUCAAUACACCCAAGUGGUGUCAACAAAAAGCAAAAGGUACUGCAGUAUUAGACAGGAUUUUUCUUUUUUUGUGUGUGAAUAAGAUUGGAAUUGUAAAUACUGUAUGCUACAUAUGUAUCAUACAUGCUUUUACUACAUACUUUUUUUUUGCACAGAGUUUGGGCCCGGUUAGGUCCAUCUUAUCUAUAUUUUAGGUCAAUACUGCUCUGGGUUUUACAUCUAUUCUAACUUUUAUCAAAGGGAGAAAAUAUUUUAUUUUUUAUCUUUUCCAGCACAGCCUAUUUUUCUCUUUUUUUUUUUUCCAACAAUGAGCGCCAUUAUGUUUGGAUGGCACUUUUUUUAUCGCAGAAAUGUUGUGCAGUGAUGGUUUCAUCAUUUUAUUUUCAUUUCCAUUCGUUCUUCUGACCGAAAAAAAAAAAAAAAAAACAACGAAACAAAAACAAUGGUGCGAGUUUUCAGAUGAUACGCAAAGCUUGAUGUUGCUCUUUAAGCUAGCUCUUAUUAAACUCACUUUCUCACUGUCGGUUCUUCAGAAAUCUACCUUUUAAGAAACAUGCACAAUCCAAAGAUAUUUUUUCAGUCUUUUCUUUUUCUGUUUCCUCAAGUUUGAUUUCAGAAAUGUAUCCAUUUAUAUGUUUUUUGCGCAAAAGCGCGGAGUAAAAGGUACAUAUCAUAUGAACAUAUUACUACAUAUUAUGAUUUUGUACUAUAUACUGUAUACAUACAAAACCAAGUAUACCUGUUUAUUUUUGAGGCCAGUUCAUAUUUUAGCAGUAUUGUCUGUGCUUUUGGGGGGAUUUCUCUAUCAUGUGGUUUAUUUGCUCUUCAGUUUGUAAGAUUUGAAUGAUUUUGAAUUAUCUACAGAACUGCCAAGGCAAAUUGUAACUACACACCUUGUUUUAAAACCUUUCUUAAACCACUUUUAAGAGGUUCGCCGUGUGCUUUUUAAAAGUACAAGUAAUAAGGACUCUGUUCUGUCAGACGCUCAUUCGUGUAUCUCUGUGUUGCAGUGAUCCUCGGCCGCUUCAUUAGUCAAAUCUUUACCUUCAGUGACUUGCUGAUUCUCAGAUGCGGGGAUGAAAUUCAAUGGGGAAACUAAUAAUAAGUCAGUCUCGUCAGUCUUUUAAGGAAAGCGACGCUAUCAUUUGUGUUCAUUUCGCUAGAUUACUGUUGAUUGUGACAAAGUAUAUUUUGAAAUGAUAAUUCCGGGAAAUCUAGGUUAUUCUGGUGUGUUUUCAGAACUGGUUGACGGAGGGGUGUGAACAUGGAAGAUAAGCUCACAUUUUACAGGAUGUAAAUUGCAUUACACUUAAUUAUUUUGCUUGAUGUUGAUAUUGUUGUAAAUAAAAGUUCUAUUUAAACGUGA
This is a messenger RNA of Pimephales promelas (fathead minnow), 6435 nucleotides long. RefSeq names its product nuclear receptor coactivator 3 (gene ncoa3). The record is from RefSeq and is a predicted model, not a curated record. Gene Ontology annotation, cellular component: nucleus. Gene Ontology annotation, biological process: positive regulation of transcription by RNA polymerase II; cellular response to hormone stimulus. Gene Ontology annotation, molecular function: protein dimerization activity; nuclear receptor binding. Lineage: Eukaryota; Metazoa; Chordata; Actinopteri; Cypriniformes; Leuciscidae.